Penicillium cosmopolitanum is the source of this 927-nucleotide messenger RNA. RefSeq names its product ATPase P-type K/Mg/Cd/Cu/Zn/Na/Ca/Na/H-transporter. Gene Ontology annotation, cellular component: membrane. The record is from RefSeq and is a predicted model, not a curated record. Gene Ontology annotation, molecular function: ATP binding; ATP hydrolysis activity; transporter activity. Bases 1 to 927 code for a protein of 308 amino acids. The transcript is spliced from 2 exons. NCBI's taxonomy places the organism in Eukaryota, Fungi, Ascomycota, Eurotiomycetes, Eurotiales, Aspergillaceae.
AUGCGACCAUUAGCGCCUUUGACCCAAGGGAGGCUAAGUGUAGCCGUUGACCAUUACAACGAGCAUGGAAGAGACCAAUUGUCCCUUCUCUUGGGUCUUAUUAGCGAUAGCAAGCACCCGGUCUCUGUUGCUGUGAAGAAUCAUCUCAAGGACCAGGGGGUACUUGCAACGACCGUCCCAGGGGCCAUCAAUGUCCCCGGCUGUGGCGUGGAAUCCGAGCUAGCCGGCCAAUCUUUGAAAGCCGGAAACGUUCGCUGGCUGGAUCUUUCAACACACAGCCUAGUCCAGCCAGUGCUCUCUCGGGGUUAUACCACAUUCUGCUUCACUAUCGACGGAGCAUUGUGCGCGGUCUUCGGUCUCGAGGAUUUACUUCGCGACAGUGCAGAGUACCUUCUAUCCAAUCUACACCAACGUGGUGUCUCAGUCCAUGUUGUAUCAGGCGACAACGAGGGCCAUGUUAAUAAAAUGGCAACAAAGCUAGGAAUAACGGAAAGUAAUGUGCAUGCACGCAGCUCUCCCGGGGACAAGCAGACUUACAUCAAGAAGCUCCUGGAUGGCUUCACCAAUACAAAGCCAGUUGUCAUUUUCUGUGGCGAUGGCGCCAACGACGCAGUUGCAUUGGCGCAUGCAACCAUUGGGAUUCAUAUCAACGAAGAAAGUGAUAUCGCUCAAUUGGCUGCCGAUAUAGUGCUUCUACGCCCAGAUCUGUCUGGGAUUCUCACAAUUAUCGACGCGAGUAAGGCCUCCGUGCGACGAAUCAAGUUCAACUUCGGGUGGAGCUUCGUUUACAACACAUUUGCUGUGCUUCUCGCCGCGGGAGCCUUUGUGACUGUUCGGAUUCCACCCGAGUUUGCGGGACUGGGGGAGCUUGUCAGAGUGCUGCCUGUCAUUGCCGCCGCUGUGCUACUGCGAUGGUCUCAAAUUUGA